AUGAAGUAAAUAUUUCUUAAGUUAAUAAUUUAUAUCAUUUAAGAAUGUUAUCUUUAUAUUAUUCANUUUAAUCAAUCAACUUACACAAGAGAUUAAAGUUUAUUGAAAAUAGUUUCUUAGAUUUUUUAAUUUGUUACAUAAAUAUUAUAUUUUUAUGAUGAUAGAGAAGAAAUUUUAAUACUUAAAUAACUUUCAGCUUUAAUGUGGAUAGGAUUGGAAUAGAUUGAUAUAUAUUUAUAUAUGCCUUAUAGUUUAUAUGAUAGCAAAUUAAUUUUUACAUUAAAUUAAAUAAAAUUUGGAUGUAAUUUAAUUAAUUUAAUUUUGAAUAAUUUGUCUAAUAUUAUAGAAACAACCUUUUCAUAAUACAUUUAUUAUUUUAUAUUUUCAUCUAUGUGUUUUUACUUAGGUGAAACAUUUUAUUAGAGACUAUUUUAUGCAAAAGGAUUAGAUACUUUUACUAAAUCAAGUGAAAAAGAUUAGCAUUUAUAAAUAAAAGUUUUGAGAUAAUUUUAAAUUUAAGCAUAAUUCACAUUAAGUUAAACUGAGAAAUUAUUAUAAAUUGGAAUGGUGAAUUAACAUAUAAUUCACUGUAAUAGAUAAUGUAGAGUAAUAAAUUUAUUUAUUUAAAUCAGUCUCAAGAUAGUUCUGAUGUAAUUACAUGCAUUGUUAAUUGUCAAAUGUCAAAUAAAGAAGAUGAAAAUCUAUUUUUAUUUAAGAUAUAAUAUUUGGCAUUCCAAAAUAAAUAAUAUUCUUAAAGUUUAGCCAGAAUAAAACAUUAUUAAAUUAAAUAUAAAUAAGAAUUAUCUUGGUAUUUUAAUUUAGUUUAAAUUGAAAUAUCAAAUAAACUUAGAUAAGAAAUAACUAAAUAAUAAUAUUCCAAAAUAUUAUAAUAGAAUUCAUCAUUUGUUAAUUUUACAUCUGAUGAUUUAGUUCAUUUAGAUGUACAAUCAGAUAUUCUAAUUCCCAUUAUUAGAAAAACUCUGUCAGCCAAAUUAGAUGUUUGGAAAAAAUAAUUAAAAGGAUUUUCAUCUGUUAAAUAAUUAUAAUUAGAAUUAGUUAAGUUGGCUUAAGAAUUAGAAUAAUUAAGAAUUAAAUUUAAAUUAAUUAUAAAUAGAGAUGUAUAUGAAGUAAAUAUUUCUUAAGUUAAUAAUUUAUAUCAUUUAAGAAUGUUAUCUUUAUAUUAUUCAAUAAUUAUGAAUGAUUAAUUACAUUCAUUUUUAUGUGAAAAAUAAUACUAUUUAAUCUAUAGUUAUGAAUAAACUUUAUAAUAAGAUUAAUUAAAUUCAAUUGCAUUAGUUUUAGAUAAAGUUUCUAUUGUAACUGUGAGCUUAGUUUAAAGUUUAGGAUCUAUAUUAAAUGCUAAUAAAUAAUAAUUAGGACAUAUGUUUAAUUACAAAAAAUAAGAAGAAUUCUAAAAUAUCAUCCAUUUAAAUUAAUUAAUGCCUGAUUUUAUGGCUUAAUCACAUAAUUAAAUGUUGUAAACUUUCUUAAUUAAAGGUGAUUCACCUUUUAUGUAAUAAUUUCGUUUAAUUUUUGGUAAAACAAAAGACAAUUUUAUAUUUCCUUUAUAUUUGAAAUUAGCAAAUGACUUUAGUUAUCAAGAUGAUUAUGUUAUAAAAGGCAUAUUUUUUUCAGGAGUAAAGAAAUAUGAUUAUCUUCUAUUUGACAACAAUGGAAAAAUAUUGGGUAUCACAAGAUAAGUUUAUUAUGAUCUAUUUACUAAUAAUAAUAAUAAACAUGAAAUAACAGAAUUAGCUUUAUUGUAGGAUGAAUGUUUUCUUUAUUAUUUUAUGCCUGAUUUAUUUGAUAUAGUGAAAAGAUUUCAAUCAAGAUAGAAAGAUAUAUCUGAUAAUGUAAAUUUUUCAGAAGAUACUAUUUUUAUAUCUCAUAAUGAAAUAAAAGAAUUUCAUGAUAGAUUCUAAUAGCAAAUGAGAUUUAUUGUUAAUGAUUUUGGUAAUUUUAUGAGUUUUAAGAAAAAGCAAUCAUUAUAGAGUAUAGAUAUAUUUUAUUAAAUAAGUUCGACAGAGUACAAUCUAAAACUCAAAAGAUAUUAAUCCAUUUUAAAUUGAAUUAAGUUUAUUGAAUGAAAAUUAUGCAAAAGCAGUUAAGGAAUAUAUUAAUCAAACUGUAAUAUUAAAAUAUAUUCAUUAGGUUACAUCAUAAAAAACAUGUUUUGUGAGAUUUACAUUGUAAUUCUAAAAAUAUUAAAAUAAUGGAUAUUAUAUAAUGUAAAUAUCAGACUAUAGAAAACAUAAUUUUGGAGAAUUAGCUACUGAAUUAUUUGCUUUGUAGGAUGCAGAUUCUACAAUGAAAAAAUCAACUUUGAGACAUUUGAAGGGUAACUUAUUAUAAAAAUAUAUAAGAUUUAAUAAUUUCAAAAAGAAGAUAUGGGGAUAUCUAAGCUUAUUCAAACAUAAAAAAAAAACGUUCUUUAUAUUCAAGAUAACUAGCUUCUGUCAACCAAUCUGAAAUGUUAAUGACUCAAUAAUUAUCAUCUGUUAUAUAAACACCAAAGACUUGUUUUUUUAAACCUGAAAUAGCUUUAAAUUCUGAAAUGGAAUCAGUUUAAGAAAUUAGAAAUUCUAGUUCAGAAGAAUCAAAAUUUUUAGAUGAAUUUUUAUCAGAUGAUGAAUCAAAGAAGCAAGGUUAUAAGAGGGAAAAAAAAAUAUAAUCAUUUAGCAAGACUAAUAAUUUUACUGAAAAUGAAUAAAAUCCAAAUUAAUCAUAAAAUUCAAGUGCAAUAUCUAAAGCAUCUAAUAAUUAAUCUUACUUUUUUUAAAUUGUUUUUAAAUAAAAAGGAUAAUUACCAAAAAAUAUUAUUAUAUUAUGGAUUAUAGUAUAUUGUAUAAAUUUAAUCAGUUUUGGAGGAUUUGGUUUUACAAAUUAUCAUAUAAUAUCUAAUUACUAUUAAGAAUAAUUAUAAUCUGAAUAGUUUAUGGGACCUCUUAAAUUUAAUCGAUAUUUUUGUAAAACUUUAUCUAUUAGUUGGAACUUCAUUUUAACUAAAUACAAUAUAUUGAAUAAUAGUUAGUAUUCUAAUUAAUAAAAUUUAUAUUAAUUUAGUUUGCUUGAUUAAUAUGUUUUCUCUAAUUUAUCUUAAUUAUAUCCAUUAUUUAUUUAAAUGGAAUAGGAUGGGACAUUAUCAAAUAUGACUUUAAAAUACACUGUGGAUGACUCAGAUAAAGUUGAAUUCACAAGAUUAUUAAACUUUUUAGAGGAGGUUAUUCAUUAUCUUACUUAAAUUAGUUAUAUUGACAAGGGAAAUUAUCUGAAUUUCAUUGAUAAAGAGUAUAUUAAUAAAGCCUUAAUAAUUAAAUACAACUUACCAGAAGUUAUAGAUAUCAAUAAUGAUCUUAUGAUUUAAUUAAAUGAAAAUUCUAUUGCAAAUUAGGAAAUAGAAAGUUCAAUAUUUGUAAUUGAACAUCUAAUUCAUACAGUAAUAAUCUUCUUUAUUAUGAUGAUACAAUUAUUUUAAUGGAAUAACAUUGAAUAAUAAAAUAGAAAUUUAGCUUUGCUAGUUGGUAGGAUCAAGGAUAAUGAAGUGGAAAAUGAAAUUUGUAAGAAUAAUAUCUAUUAUUUAAAGAAAGAGCUUAUAAUAUUUAUAUUGCUUUGAAUAUUCAAGCUGGUGAAGAUUCGUGGAAGCGUUAUAAUUAUUAUAAUUAUGGAUUUCAAUAGGAUACAUCAAUUUAUUAACCAAAACAAAAAUUAAGUAUUAGUUAGAAAUUGCAAUUUGGUCAAUAAAUUUAAAAAAGCGUAAGGAAUUUUAAUACUAAAAUAAAUUUGUUUUCACAUUUAAUAAAAAUAUUAGUAUUUGUAUUGAUAUAUUAAGCAUAUGUGUGGGGAGGUUAUUCAUUAUCAAACAGCCAAAAUGAUAGGCUAUAACCAUUAAAUAAUGUAUUGGUAGAGUUUGCAUUAUUCAGUACAAAAUUAGAUAAUUUAGCAAGCACUGCCUUAAUUAUAAAGACUUAAUAUUUAAUAUAAGAAAAAUUAAUAUAAGAAGGAUUAUAUUAAGAAUAGGAUUUGGAUGAUAAAUAAGAGAUAAUAAAAUUAUUUAAUAAUAUUUAUAAUGAGAUAUCUGUAUCUUUUGCUUAAUUAUAUGAAAAAUUAAUUAAAGAUUUGUAAUUAGAUAAUUCAAUCUAAGAAGCUUAAGGUUUAUUACAUUCAGAUAUUUGUUUGUAUAUGAAUUCACUUUUACCAUUUUGUGAAUUGAAAUUGAAAUAAAAUUAAUAAGAAUUUAUCAAGCAAUAUGGUUAGUAUUAUGCAUAAGAUGAUAAUUCUGAUUAUUUAGCUUAAGGCAUUCUUUCUUUAGUAACAUAAAUGCAAUAAUUUUAUAAAUAAAAUUUUGUUUUUGGAAUAUAAUUAGGAUAAUAAGAUUUAAAUUAAGAUGAAAUAUUGGACUUUUUGAAUAGUUAAGAAUUUAAUGUUAUUAUAUUAAGCCAUUUUAGAGAUACUUAUUAAUGUUUUAUUACUUACUUAAAAUUAUUAGAAGAUAAUAUAUUUGUGAUAAGAGGUAAAAAUUUAUAAAGUGUAUUAAUCUAUUAUAACAUAAUUAUAAUAAUGUAUUUAAUUGGUUUUUAGAUUUAUUAUUCAUAUUGGAUAAGAAAAAAUGUGAAAGUGAUGAGAAACAUUAAAUUGGCAUUAAUUGCAAUACCACAUUUUUAAUUGACAAGUGACCCUGUUAUUAAUAUUUUGAAAAGAUAUUAAUGA
Messenger RNA from Paramecium pentaurelia, 4707 nucleotides. Lineage: Eukaryota; Ciliophora; Oligohymenophorea; Peniculida; Parameciidae. The record is from the annotation of a GenBank genome assembly.